Mizuhopecten yessoensis (Yesso scallop) is the source of this 2297-nucleotide messenger RNA. Its product is annotated as paired box pox-neuro protein-like. Gene Ontology annotation, molecular function: RNA polymerase II cis-regulatory region sequence-specific DNA binding; DNA-binding transcription factor activity, RNA polymerase II-specific. The record is from RefSeq and is a predicted model, not a curated record. The transcript has 5 exons. Lineage: Eukaryota; Metazoa; Mollusca; Bivalvia; Pectinida; Pectinidae. Gene Ontology annotation, biological process: regulation of transcription by RNA polymerase II; anatomical structure development. The coding region runs from base 637 to 1635 and encodes 332 amino acids.
GACAAUUUAACAGCGCUGUAUUACCUAUAACAAUACUGUCGUGUACGGCUGAGAAUAACCCCAGGCUAUUGGAUCCAAUUUCCGAACCAAGGAGCAAAACGUAGACGAAAAUGAAAGAAUGUGUCAUUUUCAUGCCUUUAAUUCUCCCGCAGAGUGGGCUGCAGCGCUGUUUUAUCGGACAGUGGAUUAUACUUGUAAAAUUGAAUGUUUCUCAUCUCCGAACAGCUGCCUCUACUCAAUAAAUCAUUAAUUUAACCAUUCCGAUCUUUCCGAAUACAAGGUUUAUACGGAAUAGCGCGAGGAUAUGAUGUAAAAUAUUUAUAAACUCGGAUUCUUAAAUAUAAGUGUUUCAUCUGGAAACGGAUGUAGCGAUGAUUAGAGAGCUAAGAUUUGAUUGGAUAAAAAGUGCUAAUUGCACGAAGGGCAGGUGAUAUUUGUAACAGCCACGCGCAUUGUCACGGUAGGUUGAUAAACAGUGUACCGUGACCGAUAUAGGCAAAGCGGAGUGGCGCGGCAAGCACACGAGGAGCACAUCACACCUCUGGUCACACCGACAGAUCAUUGUUAGCGGACUGCUGUAAAUAACGAAUUGCACAGACGUCGUCGGAGGGAAGAAAAAGAGCCCCAAGUUCAGCAAUGCCACAUACGGGUCAGACCGGUGUGAACCAGCUGGGAGGUGUAUUUGUAAAUGGCCGACCACUUCCAGAUCAGGUCCGACGGAGGAUUGUGGAGCUUGCGCACAUGGGAGUAAGGCCUUGUGAUAUUUCAAGACAGCUUCUAGUUUCUCACGGAUGUGUCAGCAAAAUCCUCACCAGAUAUUACGAAACAGGCUCCAUCAAGCCAGGUUCUAUAGGCGGAAGUAAGCCAAAGCAAGUUGCAACCCCCUACGUGAUAAAGAAAAUUUUGGAUCUAAAGAGACAAAACCCUGCCAGUUUUGCAUGGGAGAUAAGGGACCAAUUGAUGGCUCUUGGAGUCUGUGAUGAACAUACAAUUCCUAGUGUCAGCUCCAUAAAUCGAAUUCUCAGAAACGCAGGGACCAUGACUGCCAACUUUUUGUACCAACAGGAAGUCGCAAUGGAACAACUGUCCUCUUCCGGUUCACAGUGUCAGACAUUGCCCAUGAUGGUACCGCCACCUGGGUAUACAUCAUUUCCUAUGACAGUGCCCGGAUUGUCGUAUCCAAAACUGGUUGAACAAAUUGAUACUGCUGAUAAUUCAUCGGAAACAUCGACAACAGAUAAUAAACGUACAACGGAUUCAGAUGCCAAAAGUGAUAAAGACGACGAAUGUGUUAAAGAGGAGAAUGACGAGAAAGACGUGAAAGACGUGAAAGACGACGGAUUCAAACUAGAAGAACGAUUCCCAAGCAUAGUUGCCAAACAACAGAACUCUUCGCUUUCAUUUUCAAGGCAUUCUCUGCAGCAAGCUAGACUGAAGUGUCACCCCUUCAAACCCGUGAAACGCUUCCCAGACGAGGCGUAUUACCAACACCAGAGCAGUCUUCUUUACCCCCACCUCUUCAUGUUUCCCUCAUACGCGGCCUCUAACCAGAUCAGAAUGGCCGAGCACUUCAGCUCUAUGGCACAUCGUAACUUUGGACAGCAGUAUUUCUCAAAUCCAAUUCCUCCAACAUGAAUACCAACGCUUGUAGCACAUAUAUGUAUAUUGCGCUUAUUUGUUAUAAAACAGUUCUUCAUCUUGGAUUAAAAUGGCAAUGUUGUUGAGAUAUCUGACUUCUGAAACAAAAGCAUUGCAUUGUUUUAUGAUAUGAGAGCAAAAUUAUUGAACCCUUUUGAAGACAUUUUUCUUCUGCACCUCGACAAGAUUCGCUGAAGAAGAUUAAAACAGUUGACACAUGGAAUCGGACAAAUGAUUCGUGCAGGAAGGAUACCGUUGUGAAAUUCUGUGUUAACCCAAAGGAACGUCUGUGAGAUGCGAAACAUAAUGUGAUGUUUUUGCGACAUAAAUACAUGUAUAGCAGCUAUCCUUUUUUCUUGUAACCUAUGAACAGUAUUCGUGUGUUUCAUGCCAAAUAAAACAUUCAGUAUAACGAUAUAUAUAUUUUUGUAAAUAUGAAUUAAAUUAGAAAAGUACUAAGGUAAGAAGAAAAAACAAUGUCUUGAUGUCAAUUUCAGGUUAAAUUCAGGACAAUUCCAGGCAAAUUUUUAGAUCAAUUUGACCUAAAAAGGUCAAUUUCAGGUGCAAAAUUGGCCUUAAUUUAACAUGGAAUUUACCUGAAUUUAACUUGAAAUUGACAUCAACACUUGACAUGAAAAACCUCUUGAUGUCAAUUUCAG